Messenger RNA from Portunus trituberculatus (swimming crab), 1413 nucleotides. RefSeq lists its product as uncharacterized. Bases 220 to 873 code for a protein of 217 amino acids. The record is from RefSeq and is a predicted model, not a curated record. Lineage: Eukaryota; Metazoa; Arthropoda; Malacostraca; Decapoda; Portunidae. The transcript has 6 exons.
UUCAGGUCAGUUCAGCAACCGCCCAUCGGCCGUCACGCGUCUGUCACGCUCCUCAGCACAACCAAUAGCCUCCAGAACCAUGUCCUCUUCUUUGUCUGACGCAGGUGUUGUAGUGAGUGGCUCCCGCACCACGAAGAUCUGUCAUGUAGGGUAGUGGCGGGGUGCUGCUGAGUAGUGAUCGGGUACCCGCGCCACACAGGAACGUAGUGUAGGGUAGAGAUGGGGUGCGGCGCUUCCCGAGUGGUUCAGGCCAUCGAGGAGGAUCCUGAGAAGUCCCCUGCACCCCCUGAUCAGCAGCAGCAGCAGCAUCAGCCUGACGAGCUGACCAGCGUAAGAUCCAACACUCCUGACCAGCCGGACCAGGCCUCUAGGCCGGUCGACCCACCGUCCUCUGGUCCAGUCAUCCAGUCAAAUGGUACAGAGCACUCAGCACCCACCCUUGAGGACAACCUCCCAAAGUCACCCGUGGAACGGAAGGCUCCCCACUCAGGAGGUACCCGCGCUGUGGCCUUUGAGGUAGGGCCACCGGAUGCCUCUGAGUCCUUGAUCCGCCGUCAUCCACCACGCAAAUUCCAGAGACUCGAGGACCAACAGCAGGGCAACACUAUCACGCAGGAGAAACUGGAGGAGAAGCAAGCCACUGCUGAACGCCGUCGUCAAGAGAUCUUGACUCAACGGGUCCAGAGCGCCAAGCACCGCAGCGCCACACGCAUGCGCCCUCAUCCUGAUGAUGCCGACGAAGUGGAGAAGUUCAUGAAGACAGAGGAGCUGGACUGGAUGAGUCUGGUCAACACAUCGCUUCUGCCGCCAGUCAAGCCUAGCACCGCACCGCCCUCCCACCACCAGACUCUCUCCUGUGUGUCCUCCACGUGAUGAUGGUGUCAUUGAGACUGCUGCCAGCAUCACAUCUGAGAAUGAGCUGUGAGGGAAGGAAGGAGACACUGCUUGUAGCUGCUGCCAUGUGUCAUGCCAUUUCCACACUACCGGCUGCUGUACUAUCUGUGUUAAGAUGAGGCAAAUUCUGAUAAUAGCUACUUGCUGUAUUCAUUCCUACUUGAUAUAAACUGAAAAUUUGUCAGGUAAUAACAAAUAAUGUAGUGUUAUUAUUUAUAGAAUCAUGCAGCUACUGUCAAUCAUUUUAGAACUUAGUUUUUAUUCAAUGUACCCAUGUGCCUAUAUCAUUAUAAAAUGUGUACUACUUUCAAUAAGAGAUAAAUUAAUGGAAUUUGCUGUGCACAAUAUAACAAUCAGGAUUUGGACCUUCAGGUAAGGCUGAUGAUCAAUUGCAGACAUAAUGUUUCAAUAGUUUUCUUUAUAAGUACAACUUGCUGUCUUUUUUUUUUUUUUUUUUUUUUUUUUAGGGCGGUGGCAUUAUAUAGCUGACAACUGAAGACCAGAAGCUUAUGUUAAUUA